AUGGGGUACAAGAUCACCAAUAUUUAUGUCAUCACCACGGUGGCCGUCAUUGGCGGUGCACUAUUUGGUUUUGAUAUUGCUUCUAUGUCUGCCAUUCUCGGCACCCAACAGUACAAAUGUUUCUUCAACCAAACUGGCACUAACAAGGAUGGUAAAUGCGGUGGUCCUACCUCUGCCAACCAGGGUGGCAUCUCAGCAUCCAUGCCUGGUGGUUCCUGGGUAGGCGCUCUAGCUUCCGGUUUCGUGACUGACUAUCUGGGUCGCCGCGGAGCCAUUCAGACAGGCUCUGUGAUCUGGUGCAUCGGUAGCGCCAUCGUGUGCUCAUCUUUUGGGGUCGCCCAGCUUGUCGUUGGCCGCUUCAUCAACGGUAUUUCCGUGGGCAUCCUCAGCGCCCAGGUCCCUGUCUACGUCGCCGAAUUAGCCCAGCCCAGUAAGCGUGGCCAAGUGGUCGGAGCACAACAGUGGGCCAUCACAUGGGGAAUCCUGAUCAUGUUCUACGUCUCCUACGGUUGUAGUUUCCUCGAGGGUACUGCUGCAUGGCGUACUCCCUGGGGUCUGCAGAUGGUCCCCGCCGCCAUGCUCUUUGGCUUGGUCUUCCUGUUGCCUGAGAGUCCACGUUGGUUGGCCAAGAAAGAUCGCUGGGAGGAGGCUCACGAGGUUUUGGCUUCGGUCCAUGCUAAGGGUGACCGCAAUGCCCCCUUUGUGCAGGCUGAGUUACAAGAGAUCCGUGAGAUGGUCGACUUCGAACGUCACAACAAGGAUGCCUCAUACCUGGACCUAUUCAAGGGUCCUAUGCUUUACCGCACCCACCUCGGCAUGUUUACUCAAAUUUGGUCUCAGCUCACUGGCAUGAACGUCAUGAUGCUUUACAUCACCUAUGUGUUUGGUAUGGCCGGUCUCACUGGAAACUCGAACCUUGUCGCAUCCUCAAUUCAGUACGUCAUCAAUGUCGUGAUGACCAUCCUAGCUUUGCUCUUCAUUGAUCGUUGGGGCCGUCGCACUCCGCUUUUGGUUGGUUCGACACUCAUGAUGGUGUUCAUGUUUGCCAACGCUGGCAUCAUGGCUUCGUAUGGCAAGCCAGCUCCACCGGGCGGUGUUGAUGGUACCCCCGAACAGUCGUGGGAUCUCUCCGAUGCCCCCAAGGCGGCGAAGGGAGUCAUCGCUUGCACCUAUCUAUUCGUUGCCAGUUAUGCGCCAACCUGGGGUCCUGUCAGCUGGAUCUACCCCCCUGAGCUGUAUCCCCUUCGUCUGCGUGGCAAAGCUGUCGCACUUUCCACGUCAUCUAACUGGAUCUUCAACUUUGCCCUGUCCUACUUCGUCCCGCCUGCUUUUGAGAACAUCAGGUGGAAGGUUUAUAUCGUCUUCGGAAUAUUCUGCUUCGCAAUGACUGUACAUGUCUUCUUCGCCUUCCCAGAAACGGCUGGAAAGACCCUGGAGGAGGUUGAAUCCAUGUUUACAACCCCUGGUCUUGUGCCAUGGAAGACCAAGGUGCAGUACCAGCAGGUUCGCAGGCUAGAGCAGGGAGGUAUUCAAUCAGACAAGGUGGCCGAUCUUCACGCGGAGGAAGGAACUGUCCAAACUCCUAAGAACGUUGAGAAAGAGACCACUGUUUCGCAGGUUGAAUAG
This is a messenger RNA of Penicillium vulpinum, 1626 nucleotides long. Its product is annotated as sugar porter family MFS transporter. The transcript has 2 exons. NCBI's taxonomy places the organism in Eukaryota, Fungi, Ascomycota, Eurotiomycetes, Eurotiales, Aspergillaceae. Bases 1 to 1626 code for a protein of 541 amino acids. Gene Ontology annotation, biological process: transmembrane transport; carbohydrate transport. Gene Ontology annotation, cellular component: membrane. The record is from RefSeq and is a predicted model, not a curated record. Gene Ontology annotation, molecular function: carbohydrate:proton symporter activity.